GUGGUAAUGGACUUGCUUUAUCUGCGCAGCACGCUUUCCCGUUUUGGUAGAGAGAAGUUUUGUGCCGACAGCGGUGCGACGAACACUUUUGUGAGCAGUAGUCAUCAAAUGUUCGACUUGAGGCCAGUGCCGACAGGCAAAGAGUACAUUCAGGUUGGCAACGGUGCCUAUUUGCGCGUACAAUGUGUGGGGAAGGUCAACAUGGCUUUCCACAUGCAAGACCAGGGAGGAGAGCUUGAUUUUUGCGUGCAGAUGUCGGAUGUGUACGUUGUGCCCGGAAUCACUUUCAAUUUGUUUUCGUUGCACCACACGCAGCGUAAGCAACGGAUCGUCCUUGACGAGACAGGUGUACAUCUCUUUGAUGGUAGACUUUCCUUCGCAUACUCUGACGUAGGAUGCUCGCUCUGGGCUACGCGAUUGCCCCAGGAUUACUGUGGUCGUGCUGUGACCUCUAGCCCCGAUGCCCCUCCCCGUGUGUCUGCCCAAGCGUCCCCGCCUAGCAUUGGCACAGGAUUUGUUGCGGCCACCCCUUCCCUUUGCCAGAGUGCAGGAACGGGCACGAGUGCGAGUGCGACUUCUUGCUUCCAGUCCGUCGCACCGGCCGGCGUUGUACCUUCGACUGCAGACGUCCAGCCCACCGGAUCCGACGGUGUAGUACCUUCGAGUUCGAGCGUCCCCUCUACCACUUCCGGUGUAGUGCUUCCGAUUUGUGCUUUUCCGUCCGUCGACGUAGACCCAACCCCCACGACGAUCCCCGAUUUUCAGCCUGUGAUUACGGCUGCCGUAGAAUCGUCUUCGAUUGUGUCUCCCCCUGCCGUAGAGCUGACAGACUUUCGCGAGAUAGAGAUCAACCCCCUUUUUUCCCAGGAUGCAUUACCAAUCAUGGACAUGAGCAUGUUUCUGGAUGUUGGGUUGAUGGAUGGCAAAGACACGGUCCCCCCGGGUGAUUUUUUUCCUGAUGCGCUUGAAUUAGCUGAGUCUUCGGAUCCACCCCACCUUGCAUUCACUGUGCAGCAUGAUGAUUUGGAAGUGUUGAGCGGUUUUCUUUCCGAGUGCAAUGAGCAGCAGGCCGCAGCCCCUCCGUCUCUUUCCCACGCGUUGGCGAUUAUCGCCCCCGGUGCUUCCCCCUUUUCGGUAGGAAAAUCCACGCCCACCAUCGACAUUAACCUGUUCCACGCUUCCACCGGCCACGUAAAUGAAUUUUUGAUGCGUGAGACUGCCAAGCAGCAGGGUGUUCGGCUGGUCGGGGAGCUGCAGCCAUGUGCUGGCUGUGUAGAGGCGAAGGGCAGGAGGGCCCUGGUGCCGCGGCGUGGGACACGCGCGGCGGUGCCGUUCGGCAAGGUCCACAUCGAUCUCACGGGCCCGUUCACCGAGGCGAUGGACGGCUCCCGGUACCCGAUCAUGUUCGUGGACAGCGCAUCGCGGUGGCAACGGGGGUAUGGGAUGCGGGCGAAGAGCGACACCCUGAAGUACGUGAAGCGCUUCUUGGCCGACAUGAACGGCAUGGGCACUCCGGGAUGUUUCCGCAUGGACAACGGCGGCGAGUUCACCGGCGCCGCUUUCAUCGAGUUCUGCGACGCCGCUGGCAUCCGGCGCGAGUACACCGCGCCGAACACCCCCAAACAAAACGCCGUCGCCGAGAGCGCCAUCUGGCGUGCGAUGAAGGGGGGCCACGCCGCGCGACGCCACAUCCUCUCCAUGGCCCACGUCGACCUCGCCUCCGUCCCAAACAUCGGCGCCAACGGACAACGCCUGUGGCUCUCGUCGGCGCUCUGGACAUCCGGUUGUUUCAACCGCUCCGCGACGAAGGCCAAUCAGGGCUGGAUGUCGCCGUUCGAGGCCUUCUUCGGCCGGAAGCCGCCGCUCAACGUCGUCCCUUUUUUCCAGGAGGGGAUGAUGCGGGUCAAGCGCGCCAUCAAAGCGGACGUCCAAUCCGUGCGUUGCUUCUACCUGCACGGCGCCAACAACCACUCGACGGUAACCGCCGUUGUUCUCCGCGCUGACACCGGCCGCCUCGCCCUCACCAAUAACUUCGUGUGGGUCAAUCGCCGAGCAGCAGCGCCGGCGCCGGUACCGGGCAGCGGGGGGGGUUCUUCGGUCACAGCGGCGCCCUCGCCGGCCGCCGCCGUACCUGCGGCCGCUGCCGCACCGCCGCCGCCCCCGCCAGCGAGGACCUACAUGUACACUCCGCAUGCCCCAGCGACCACAGCAGCGCCGCCCGCUUCCCCGUCGAUCUUCACAGGAUCUUCAGCGCCGUCGCCGAUCUCCGUCGCACCAUCCUCAGCCCCGCCGUCGACCGCAGCCACGCCACCCCGUUCGCCGCCAGGCCUGACGCCGCCGCCGCAGCCCGCCGACGCCGCCUCCCCCGCUCCUUCGCACUCGCCGCUGACAUCGCGCGCCUUCAGGGAGUUGGGAGGAUCGAAAGAAUGGCGUGGGGCAGCUGGCAGGGUUCACGGCCGCACACGCGGCGACGGCGUACGCUUCAUGAACGAGCAGCAGAGACCGCCGGCGCCUCCCGAUGGUGACGCCGCCCAGCAUCGUCUUGGCCUGUUGGCUAUGAUGGACAAGGACGCCCUGAUAUCUUCACUGGCGACCCGGGAGGCCGUCGGCCAAGGACGCCAUGAACCACCGAUGCCGCCGCCGCCGCCGCCGGAUCCGAGCUUUGGAGACCGUGGGAGCGGGGGGGCUGUGGGAGCUGGGGGGCCCAUGGUAUCCGGAGGGGGGGGAAGCCAACAUGGGUUCGCGGCGAAGUUCGCCACCCGCGAGGACGUUGACGCCGCUCUUCGCGCCGAGCGCCCACCUGACAAGGUGCCCGACCUUCCGCACUGCAUGGCCGGCGACCUCCGCGAGCCGAAGACGUUCAACGAGGCAAUGCGGUCCCCGCACUCAGAGUUGUGGGGUGAUGCAGUAGAUCCAUUAGCGUGUGAGCAGAAUCUUGACUUGUGCCAUUUCGAUAUUCAGCAGGCAUUUGUGCAGUCGGGCCUUGAUGAGGAUGUUUUCAUGCGCUUACCGCAAGGGUGUGGUAGGUUAUCUGGCUUGAUCGUGAAGCUAUGCAAGAGUCUGUAUGGUUUGAAGCAGGCAUCACGACAUUGGCAUUCGCACCUGACGAGGUGUUUGUUACUUUUAGGUUUUUUGCAGUGUCUGGCAGAUGCGUGUGUUUUUCGAUUGAUGGAGGAGGGACGUGUGAUCAUGAUCAUCGUGGUCCACGUGGAUGACAUUUUUGCUGUAGGGCAGAAGGAGAGGUGUGACAAGUUUGGCGAGGACCUCAACGAGAUGGUCCCCGUGAAAAACCUUGGAGAGUUGAGGUGGUACUCUGCGUGCUUUUACGAGAGAGACGUAGAGAGAGGGCUGUUGAGGAUUUCGCAGCAGAGGUUUGCCGAAGAGUUGGCUGCAGAGUACGGAAUUGAGUGGGGGAGGAGUGUGCCCUUGCCUGUGAGCGUGAAGCUCACCGACUUUGACGAGAACGAAGCGUGCGCUGAUGUCCCUUUUCGCGAGUUGGUAGGAUCUCUGAUGUGGUUGGCCACUCAAACAAGGCCGGACAUCGCGAACGCAGUACGAGCAGUAGCGUGGUAUUGUGCAUCUCCAAAGAUGGUGCACUGGAAGGCAGCACUCGGUAUUUUAGGGUACGUACGGAGGACGAGUUGGAUGGGGAUUACAUUUGAGAGGGGAGUGGUGACUGGGAUGAGCAUGCAGGUGUUUGUGGAUGCCGACUAUGCAAGCAAGGCGACAGACCGUAGAUCGGUGUCAGGAGGGCUAGUGAUGUGUGGGGGAGGGUGUGUGACUUGGUUUUCGAGGACACAAAAGUGUGUCACGCUUUCCACCACGGAAGCAGAGUAUGUGGCAAUUGCCGAUGUCUUGAAGGAAGUGUUGUUCCUGAGGCAGGUGUGGCGUUUUAUGUUGCCAGAUGCAGGGAGCUGGUAG
Messenger RNA from Ectocarpus sp. CCAP 1310/34, 3921 nucleotides. NCBI's taxonomy places the organism in Eukaryota, Phaeophyceae, Ectocarpales, Ectocarpaceae. The record is from the annotation of a GenBank genome assembly.